CGGAUCGUGUCGCAACGUCGAUGGCAGUCGCCAGCUGGUCGCCGGCCUGGUCUGGUGGUCCGUGUUCGGGUGUUCACGCACGCUCGUGCGAUCACGUCGACGACAUCGCGAGGCGCUUCUCCUCGCUAGCUCGCACAGCUAGCGUGGACCGCCUCGUGCAGAGCAGUGCCGUGACCCGUCACCACCUCUGUGAUAGCGCAUCCUCGGGAUGCACCGGACAGUUUGGUGAUAACGUAGGUGAUAAGUACAACUUGUGACUCGGUCAGGAGAUAGCGGCAUGUCGUCGGUGUUCUCGAAGCUGAUUGACCGCGCGUCAGCGCGCUACGGCAUUCGCCUGGAGACGAUGACGCGCGGCCUCAUCGGCAGCGCGUUCGCUCUCUACGCAUUGAAGCUCGGCUACCCGUACUUGGCAGCCAGCAUCAAGCGACAGCUACUGCGACACCAACAACAACGGUCUCAGAAGAGAGACCAAGGGAGUCAGCGCGAGGCCUCCAAGCGCGACGAGAAGAACGGUGUCGCUCGCGGUACCAACAACGACGACGAUGACCACGGCGAGGUCGCGCUGUUACCGGAAGACGCGGCCGGAAAUGUGGACAACGCCAACAGCGGGAAACCGUCGGUCGGACUGGAUCGUGCUUUCCUGCGGCAGCUGCUGAUGUUGCUACGAAUUAUGGUGCCGGGAUGGCGCAGCCGCGAGACAGGUCUGCUGGCCUGCGCGACACUCACAUUGCUGGCACGCACCUUCCUGUCGGUUUACGUAGCCGAGCUCGAGGGUCAAAUCGUCAAGCGGAUUGUACUACGCGACGUUCACGGCUUCUCGCACAUGUUGGCGCGUUGGUUCGCCAUCGCGCUACCCGCCACUUUCGUCAACUCCGCCAUCAGAUACCUCGAGGGCCGACUGGCGCUUAGCUUUAGGGAACGUCUGGUGAAGUACGCAUACAAGAUGUACCUGAGUCAGCAGACUUACUAUAGGGUAUCAGCUUUAGACACUAGGCUUGGCGGUGCCGAGCAAAGACUGACGGAUGACCUAUCCGAACUAGCCAGUUCCGUAGCGCACUUGUACUCUAGCUUAACAAAGCCGCUGCUUGACUGCGCCUUGGUGGGCAUCGCCCUUAUUUCCUUCUCCUCGAAAAUGGGCGCUAAGACGAUACCAGGGCCGCUACUGGCGGCAGCAGUGAUCACCCUGACCGGGCAGGUUCUGCGCCUCGCUUCGCCACGAUUCGGUCAGCUGGUCGCGGAGGAAGCGGCACGACGAGGGAAGCUGAGGGAAGCGCACGCCCGUAUCAGCGCCCACGCGGAAGAAAUCGCCUUUUACAGCGGCCACGAUACGGAGCAUCAUUACCUGAACACCGCAUACAAAUCUUUGGUGACACACCUGCAGCGCGUGCUCGCUGUCAAACUGUGGUAUGUAAUGCUAGAACAGUUCCUGAUGAAAUAUGUGUGGUCCGGCACUGGCCUCUUCGUCAUCGCUAUGCCACUACUCUACAACACAGCGGUCUCGUCGUCGACGAGCGAAAUCUCCGGAAACACUGACGGUGGUGUGAGCGAGCGAACGAGGUAUCUGACCACCUCGAAGAACCUCUUGAGCUCCGGAGCAGACGCUGUGGAACGACUGAUGUCAUCUUACAAGGAAUUAGUCGCGCUGGCAGGCUACGCGGCACGCGUCAGCGAGAUGUUGGACGUCUUCAAGGACGCCGCGCUCUGCAAGUACAAAAGGAACGUCGUCACUAGCGGUCCGUCGAGACUCACGAACGGCAAUGUACAUCAAUCCAUGGAAAAAAUAAUUGAAUUCAGUGAUGGCACUCCAGUGAUAAAAGGAAUUGUUCGCGAGAGCACGGACGGCAGUAUAAAGCUUAUCGACGUGCCGAUAGUUACGCCUAAUUGCGAAGUUAUCGUGCCUAGCUUAACGAUCCACAUCAAGCCAGGUGAUCACCUGCUUAUCACUGGACCCAACGGAUGUGGCAAGAGUUCCCUCUUUCGCGUGAUCUCCGGACUCUGGCCUGUGUACGACGGCACUUUAAUCAGACCAGCCGAGAGGAGCUCGUUCAAGCAAGCAAGUAGACCAGCGUUGUUUUACAUCCCACAGAAGCCUUAUAUGACAGUCGGUUGUUUGCGCGAUCAAAUCACCUAUCCGGCACAGUCCAGCAAUUCACGCAACUGCUCGGACGAAGAGCUACUGCAGCUGCUGGAGGACGUGGACCUGCGCGGUCUGGUUGACCGCGAACCCGAGGGCUUCGACGCCCUAGGUGAUUGGGAUUCCACCCUGUCAGGAGGCGAGAAACAACGACUGGCUAUGACACGAUUGUUCUAUCACGCGCCGCAAUAUGCUCUGUUGGACGAGUGUACGAGCGCAGUGAGCCUGGAGGCCGAAGGUGUCAUGUAUGAAAUGGCCAAAAAGAAAGGCAUCACUUUGCUGACCAUCACGCAUCGCGUAGCCUCCCUUGCCAAGUAUCAUCAGCUACUGCUACGUUUCGACGGCGAAGGCAAUUGGACUUUCGGCCCGUUAGACCACAAGAACCUGUUGGUAUCACCGAAUCGAGAAAAACAGCUCAAAGGGGAAGUGGAGCGAGAGGAGGAGGCAAAGACGAGCCACUAUCAGAUGCUGCACGAGCUACGUGAUAUACAUCCCGAGAACAGUUACGUGGGAAUUAGUUGAAAACAGCGAUCUAUAGAAUUUUACGAAAAGAUUUUAUGUAAAAGAUAUAUAUGAUUAAUGGAUUUCGUUUAGUUCAUCAUAAGUGCCUUAGAAAAAUAAUACACAUCGUUACUAUGAAAGAGAAGAAAAACUUGUCGGCACUUGACUGCUCCUGUUGGCUGUAGACAAUUCUUCGAUUUACUACGGCUAUUUUUAAUAAUGUCUUAAUUAAUGGGUAAAAUGAAUGUAAUAUAGUAAGUGAGAAAGAUAUUUGUCUGUUUUAUUUUAAACAAAUUUUUGCGCUAAAUCAACGUAUUAAGAUAUGUAUGUAUUUAUUCUUCAUUUUAGAUUUCAGUUAAAUUUUAUUUCGUAUAUCAUUUGUGAUCUUAUUUGUGAAUGAGAUACAAAUAAUUUUGUGUAUAAUUGUACACCAAUUUAAAAAAGCACGUAUAUUUUCUCUUCUUGUUGGAAUAAACGUACUUUAAAAAAGGCGAUACAUUCAAAUAUCUUUUUCAUCCGCUGCAAAUAUUGUGAUACGGAACAGCCAUUUUUCUGAAGAUGUGCACUUAGAAAACAGGGAUAUAUGAAAGAAAAUUUAAAGUAUAUGCCGGAUGUAACGCGUUAUAUCGAUACAUACUAUUGUUAUCAUUAGGUUUACGGAACGAUUUUAAUCAAGUGUAUCAAAGAAUAAUGUUAUUUAUUAAGAAUAAAAUUUGUAUGCAUCACAUAAACACGA
Odontomachus brunneus is the source of this 3371-nucleotide messenger RNA. RefSeq names its product ATP-binding cassette sub-family D member (gene ABCD). Gene Ontology annotation, molecular function: ABC-type transporter activity; long-chain fatty acid transmembrane transporter activity; ATP hydrolysis activity. Gene Ontology annotation, biological process: peroxisome organization; fatty acid beta-oxidation; long-chain fatty acid import into peroxisome. NCBI's taxonomy places the organism in Eukaryota, Metazoa, Arthropoda, Insecta, Hymenoptera, Formicidae. Bases 278 to 2656 code for a protein of 792 amino acids. The transcript is spliced from 10 exons. The record is from RefSeq and is a predicted model, not a curated record. Gene Ontology annotation, cellular component: peroxisomal membrane.